This is a messenger RNA of Lathyrus oleraceus (garden pea), 994 nucleotides long. Its product is annotated as protein RDM1. Gene Ontology annotation, cellular component: RNA polymerase V complex; nucleus. The coding region runs from base 272 to 778 and encodes 168 amino acids. Gene Ontology annotation, biological process: gene silencing by siRNA-directed DNA methylation. The record is from RefSeq and is a predicted model, not a curated record. Lineage: Eukaryota; Viridiplantae; Streptophyta; Magnoliopsida; Fabales; Fabaceae. The transcript has 3 exons.
UGAAAAUGAAUUAACGCUUUCUCCCUCUCUCAUUCACCUCACUUCUCAUGAAAGUGGCGAAACGAUGCGUUUGAGUUAUACUUUGGAAAAAGUGAGAAUACCGUUGAGUUGGAAUGCACCGAUUCGUGAAAUAGUGCGGUACUGAGUGAACGAGUCAGGGUUUUCAGUAUUUGGAGAACUUCGACGCUCACUCUCAUUUCUCUCUCCAUCACUUUCUGAAUUUCAUCAUUCCAAAUCAUAAAUUCUUCAAUUUGAAGAAGAAGUUGUUGCGAUGAAGAUACCAUUUCCAUCGGAGAAGGAUCAAGUUGAUGUUGAUGCAAUGGACUCUUGUUCCCCAAAUUCCGUUCCAUCAUUUCACAUUCAACUCCCCAAUCUCUCCACAGACAUCGACUCCUUAGAGGUACUCACCAGACGGGCAGCAAUGUAUCAGGACUACAUGAAGCAGAUCCCAAUCCCGAGUAAUCGAGGUUCUGUCAUUCCGUUUACAUCAUGGAUGGGACUAGGGAAAUCCAUCAAGCAGCUAUACGGGCAGCCUCUACAUUACCUCACAAAUGUGGCCCUUAAGCAAUGGGACCAAUUGAGAAUUGGCAGUGAGGAUGAAUGGAAGCCCUUGGACGAUAUAGUUCAUCCAUGCAAAGCAGAAGCAUCCGUCUGGCUCAUGGAAGAAGUCCAUCGACAAACCUCGUCACAUUUUUAUAUUGCUAAUCUCUGGAAGGAGGACCCAGUGUACAGUGGGUUUGUUGAUUCAAUUUUCCCAAAAUUAGAGCACACAUCUUGAAUCCUCUACUCACUGUAUUAUGGUAUUUUCCAUUUUAAUACACAGCUGCAUCAAAAUGUUUGUCUCUCAGGAUACUGCUAAUGAUGUAAAGAGGAUUAACUACCUUUAGUGUUUGGUAACUUUAGUAUUAAGGAUAUACUGCAAUUGUUUAUUCAAUAAAUAAGAAAUCCAUACUGCACUCUCUCAAUUUUAAAAACAAACGGGUUUUUAGGCGUU